AUGGUCUGUGAUGCGAACAGAAACAUAAUCAGCUAUUCCGAUGUGAAGUGGAUUAUUUUGCGUGGGAAAGAAGUUUCUAAUGAGAACAAAGUGUUGUUUUCACAAGCUGUUGAUAUCUUUCAUGCAGAUAAUGGGCGAUUCCGACUUCACAUGAGUACAUUGUGUUAUGUUGAUAAUGCAUGUAAAUUGUUUGGGUCACCAAUUGUUACAACCGGAAUGUUUCGUGUAUUUGGGGCAAAUGUUGCAGAGCUUCCAAUAGUUGCUACUAAUGAAACCAACCAAGGAAAGAGGUACUUCCAACUAUUCUUCAACUGCUUUGAGAAGCUACUCAGGUAUCUCAAGGUUAUGAGGAUGGUAAUUCCUACUGCCGAGGAUGUUAAAUCCAUGUGGAUUCAGAAAUUUGGUUUUCAAAAAGUAACCCCAGCUCAGAGGAAUGAAUAG
Messenger RNA from Lactuca sativa (garden lettuce), 441 nucleotides. Its product is annotated as increased DNA methylation 1. NCBI's taxonomy places the organism in Eukaryota, Viridiplantae, Streptophyta, Magnoliopsida, Asterales, Asteraceae. Gene Ontology annotation, biological process: positive regulation of transcription by RNA polymerase II. The record is from RefSeq and is a predicted model, not a curated record. Gene Ontology annotation, cellular component: nucleus. Gene Ontology annotation, molecular function: histone binding; chromatin binding; RNA polymerase II transcription regulatory region sequence-specific DNA binding.